UUGCAAAACGGUCAGACUUCUCAGCCGCAACAAAAUAAAGGAGGAAAAAAGGCGAAUUGGGUGGAAAACUGGAUUUUGUGGGGCAUAAAGUUCUACUUUUGUGUUUCUAAAGCCGCUAAUAAAUUUAGAAUCAUGAAAUUUCUGAAUAAACAGUGAAAAGAAGUCUUUAAAAAGGAUUUAAAAAGGAAACUUGCUCGGUGUGUGUGUCCAGUGAGUGUGGUUGUGUGUGAAGGAGGAGGAGAGCAGAGUUUUUCGCAGGGAAAUUACGGCAACUUUGUGGGAGUUCAAGUCUGUUAGUGUGGUGUGUGUGUGUGUAUGUGCAACACCCCCCAAGCCCACGCACACAUAGCCAGCCAACCGCCGUUUGUUUUGUGCUCACAUUCGCGUGCCGCCUUUGUUUGGGUUUCUCUUCCCUCCCUUUCGUCCCGUGUUUUACUCCGCCGGCUUUGAUUACGAUUACGCCUGCUCCCAAAGGCACUCUCAUCCCGAUCCCCGUUCCGGAUCCGCAUCCAUAUCCGAAUCCGGAUCCAGCAACAACGCCGCCGUGGAUGCCCAUGCACGUUCUCUGGGCCUCGCCCAGGAAUUCGGAAUGGGCGGCGGCCCAGGGGCGGGUCCGUCCGCCCACAUGUACGGCGCCGUAGCCCCACAGGACAUAAUUGUCCGGGACAUGGUGCAAAUGCCGCCUCCGCCUCCCUCAAACGCCCCCACAUCGGCAGACGCUUGCCUGAGCAUCGUCCACUCGUUGAUGUGCCACCGACAGGGCGGAGAGAGUGAGGGAUUCGCCAAGCGGGCCAUCGAGUCGCUGGUCAAGAAGCUCAAGGAGAAGCGCGACGAACUGGACUCCCUGAUCACGGCCAUCACCACAAAUGGAGCCCAUCCCAGCAAGUGCGUGACCAUUCAGCGCACCCUCGACGGUCGACUGCAGGUCGCCGGUCGCAAGGGCUUUCCGCACGUGAUAUAUGCCCGGAUUUGGCGCUGGCCGGACCUGCACAAAAACGAGCUCAAGCACGUUAAGUACUGCGCCUUCGCCUUCGAUCUCAAGUGUGACUCGGUGUGCGUGAAUCCCUACCACUACGAGCGAGUCGUGUCCCCGGGCAUCGACCUGUCCGGUUUGAGCUUGCAGUCAGGUCCCAGUCGCCUUGUGAAGGACGAAUACUCAGCGGGUCCGCUGGUGGGCGGCAUGGACAUAGAUGGCAACGACAUCGGCACUAUACAACACCACCCCACGCAAAUGGUGGGUCCUGGCGGCUACGGAUAUCCACAGGGACCGGCUGAAUAUGUUGGCGAAGCCAAUCCCAUGAGUGCAAUGUUUCCCAGCGGCCGCACAAUACCUAAAAUUGAGCCGCAGGAUGGUGUAGCUGGGUCUCGCAGCUCCUGGAUGGUGCCACCUCCCCCGCGGCUCGGUCAGCCCCCACAACACCAGCCGCAGCCACAACCACCCCCUCAGCCCCCGCAGCAGCAGCCCCAAUCACAGGCAGCUGCUCAUCCGCUUUCCGUACCUCAUGGAAUGUCGGGCAUGCCUGGCCCCAUGAAUCCUGGUCCCGUGAUGGCUCCUCCACCGCCGCCGCAGCAGGCUCAGAAUCCCCAGGGCAAUGGGGUACACCAUACGCAGGCGAAUUCUCCCACUGAUCCCUCCUCCGCUCUGGCCAUGCAACAGCAGCAGCAACAACAGCAGCAGCAGCAACAACAACAGCAACAGCAGGCGGGUGGAGUACCCAAUGGAGCAGUCAGUGCCGGCGGUGGCACCGCUACUGGAGGUCAGUACUAUGGACAGCCACCUGGAAGUCAGAUGCAAGGUUCCGGUGCAGGUAUAUCGAAUAGUACGCCCGUCCAUGCCCAGCAGAAUGGCUAUGUAUCACAGGCGGGAUCCGCGGUCACAGCCCCCGUUGGAGGGGGCGGAGUCUUUGGUGCAGCUCAGCCCACCGCGCAACAGCAACAGCAGCCUCCAACCGGAGUGCAGGCCAAUGCUGGAUCUGCUGGGAGUCAGGCCGGCGGAGGAGGCGGUGCGGCUGGCACCUGGACAGGACCUAACACCCUCACAUACACCCAGUCCAUGCAGCCCCCCGAUCCGCGUUCUUUACCGGGAGGAUUCUGGAACUCAUCGCUGCCGGGUGACCUUGGCUCCCCGCAACAGACGCCUCCGCAGCAGCAACAACAGCAGCAACAGCCACGACUCCUGUCGCGCCAACCACCUCCGGAAUACUGGUGCUCCAUCGCCUACUUCGAGCUGGAUACCCAGGUGGGCGAGACGUUCAAGGUGCCCUCGGCCAAACCGAAUGUCAUUAUCGAUGGCUAUGUGGAUCCCUCGGGAGGCAAUCGAUUCUGCCUGGGCGCACUCAGCAAUGUUCAUCGCACCGAGCAGUCGGAACGUGCCAGGCUGCACAUCGGCAAGGGCGUGCAGUUGGAUCUGCGUGGUGAGGGCGACGUAUGGCUACGCUGCCUCAGCGACAACUCUGUGUUCGUACAAAGCUAUUACCUGGAUCGCGAGGCGGGACGCACACCUGGCGAUGCAGUGCACAAGAUCUACCCGGCGGCGUGUAUUAAGGUGUUUGACUUGCGCCAGUGCCACCAGCAGAUGCACUCGCUGGCCACCAAUGCUCAGGCAGCUGCAGCAGCUCAGGCGGCAGCCGUGGCCGGAGUAGCCAAUCAGCAGAUGGGCGGAGGCGGCAGGAGCAUGACUGCAGCGGCUGGCAUUGGCGUAGACGAUUUGCGCCGACUGUGCAUCCUGCGACUGAGCUUCGUCAAGGGCUGGGGACCUGACUACCCACGCCAGUCGAUCAAGGAGACGCCCUGCUGGAUUGAGGUGCAUCUGCAUCGCGCUCUUCAGCUUCUGGACGAAGUGCUCCACGCCAUGCCCAUCGAUGGUCCACGUGCCUCGGCCUAAUCCGUAUUUAUUUUCGGCCCACAUCUAUGUUAAGGACUCAAUUAAAACAGCAGCUAUCCGGCAGCUAUUGGCAGGUUUUCGGUUUUUCAUUUGCAAUUCUGUUUACGAUUAUGUUUGCCUUUGAUUAUUCAAUAAUGAUUUUUAUAAAAAAUUGAAACAAGUUAGCAGUCUUAAGUAUGCAGCUGUAAAGCACUAAGCAUCUAGUUUUAUGUACUGUAUUUAGAUAUAUCCACUCGCAACUCCGGAGAUAAUUGACAAGCGGGAAGUCUUCGUUGCCCAUUUCCUGCCACACAAAUCACGACAAGAAGCAUACACAGCAUUACAAUCAUCCAAGCCACACGGCGAAACAAAAUAAACAUUGAUGCACCCAUAAAUACAUACAUAUGAUGUAAAAUGCAACAUAAAUAAGGCAAGCGAAACAAGUCGUUUUAUCAUAAGUGUAAUAAACAGAGAAAAAAUAAUAUGAAA
Messenger RNA from Drosophila rhopaloa, 3352 nucleotides. RefSeq names its product mothers against decapentaplegic homolog 4 (gene Med). Lineage: Eukaryota; Metazoa; Arthropoda; Insecta; Diptera; Drosophilidae. Gene Ontology annotation, cellular component: heteromeric SMAD protein complex. The record is from RefSeq and is a predicted model, not a curated record. Gene Ontology annotation, biological process: BMP signaling pathway; SMAD protein signal transduction; anatomical structure morphogenesis. Gene Ontology annotation, molecular function: I-SMAD binding; RNA polymerase II cis-regulatory region sequence-specific DNA binding; DNA-binding transcription factor activity, RNA polymerase II-specific.